CGACGAAGUCACGGAGAUGUGGAACAGCUAUCAGUAGCUGUGAGCGCGCCAGGAGCGCUGGGUGUGCGGUAGUGUUUCUCUUCUGUUGGGAGUCAGUGAAGAGUACCAACUCGCUCAUUGAGCCAAGAGGAGAAACUCAUUUCAACAUUCCGGGAUCAAACAUUUCAUCCAGCAGGAUGACGCUGCCUUCACUCGAUGCGGCUCGGAGAUCGCAGCGGCCAUACCGCUACGGAAUGAUCUUGUUGUGUGUGGGAGCGCUCAUAAACUGGCUCGGUCUCGCAGAGAACUACGUGGAGCCCGUCCGGUAUAUUGGAGUGGCCUGCAUAAUUGCGGGAGCCUUGCUCAUAUGCGCGGCUAUGUGCUGCUGGUUGCAGAGACCCUCCCCUGACCAUCCGGAUAACAUCAGUCAGGUAUCCGAGCUGGACCACCAGAUACACGUUAUCGAGGUGCCAUGUUCGUUGGAACCAAGUGUCAUCCAGCAAAAACCCCCAGACUACGAUACAGUGGCGGACGCACCACCCUGCUAUGAAGACGCUAUUAAACUCAGCCCAUCUCUGCUCCUGGCAAAUCCCACGGGUGGCAACUCACAUCGUGACCAAUCACAGCCCUCCACGCCAUCUACAUCAGCAACUAGCUCAGCUAGCCGUAAUGCAGUACGUGUAGAAAUCAGUUCGGAAAUCGGUCUAGCGGGUAAUUCCGAAUCCACGUCAAAUGUUAGCUCAGCGUGUAGUUCAUGCAGUAGGCAAACCAUCAGCAGACUUCAGCCAGUCACUGUUGAUAGACAUGGUGUUCCUGGUACUCCCCCGCCGCCGUACGCAGCAGCGAGGUGAUUGGUUAGGAAGCCCCAGAACCUGCCCUUAGCUGAAACGUAACGCGAUAAACCUCAAGAAGGUGUCUUCAGUAGAUCCAGCUAAAUGUGUCACUGUUUACACGCCCUCAAACUUGUAGCACUAAAACCCACUUCUGGAUGACGAAUUUCUACUGCAGCCGUCAACUGUGUGUGUAUUCUGUGCACACUCGCGAGAGGCAUCGUACCGUCAUCAGCCUCGCCAGGGUGGCUGUGACGUCUGAGAAAUUCCAGCGUCCAUGAAGCAAAGAGCUGCCGUGUUGUAUGUAAUUACACGUCGACUACCUGGUGUUAAAGUGACGUCACCAUAGCAACAUUUCAUGUAAAUGGUGAUCAUGCCCUCCAUUAAAGGCAUGCAUUAUAAAGACUGAACAAAUUAUGUGACUAAAAGAAAAUCUGCGUGUGAUACCGAAGUUAACCAUAGCGACUAUGUUCUUACGUACGUCCAAAUCAUUCUAAAAUGUUCUUGAUCUCUAUAAAAGUGUUCGUAUGCUGGAAUAUGUGUUGUAUUUUAGCAGUGGCAGUGUUACUGUCCACAUACUUCAAGUACAUGUUCGAGUUUAUUAUAGAGAAUGAACGUGGUGAAUAUUGUCAUCUAGAAUGUGACGCCGUGUAGUCCAGUAAAUUUUUUUACCAAUGGUUCCGAAGGACUUGUCUCCAUAUUCAGGAUCGAAAAUAUGCUUAACGAGCAAUAUCACUCAGAUUACUGGUUUCAUGCUCGUUGCUUGCUAACCUGGAACUGAAGAUGGAGGCAGUACAUUUCUCCGAAACGUGAACUUUUACCAGACUUUAUGGCGUCACAUCUCCGACUAUUGCAUCGUACAUAGUCACCGCUAUGAGGUCCUCACAUUUAACUAUGUGAUGUUCUUGACAUUCUAUUGGACUGAGUUUCAUGGACACUGCAGAUGUGUCUUAAUGCACGUAAAGGCUACUAUGACCUAUCGCACCAAGAGCUGUGUCAUAAAGAUACAGAAUGGGAAAAGUUCAUACUGAAAUUUGAAUCAAGAACUUUUGUGUGCAAUGGUGUACGAAUUAGUGUUCAGAAAGUACAGCUGUGAGACAGAUCUUAAAGAAACAUGGUUUAAUAAACGCCUAAGAAGAAUUUUGUGACUUCUUGUACUGUCUUCACUCCGUGUAUCUGUAUUCUUCGUAUGUACAAGAAAAAAAGACGUGCGAUUUCAUGAAUUUGCCAGUCCAUAUUUUACAUUUUCGUGAUAUUAAAAUUUUUCAGUGAAGUAGAAGAAGAUGUAGCAAAAGAGACUUGGGUACUGUACUCAGAAGACAGCAACCAUACAAAAUAUUUAAAAUUGUCAUUAAUUAAUUAAUUAAUUUACUGGCUCAAAUUCUUGAGUUUACUAAAAUUGUUUUGGAAUGUGUUAUAUUUAAUACUAAAAAAAAAAACUAAAAUACAGAGUGAUUCUAAAUUAUUGUCGGAGUUUUCGUGGCCUAUAAUUUUGAAACCUUGUGUGCCACGAAAGGCACGCAUGUUGAAGUUGUUUAGCAUUCAACAGUAUUGAUUCUGUAAGUGAUAAAACUUUUUGAGUUACAUUUUCAAAUUCUGUAAGAGGUUUUAUUUUGUUGAUUUCGGUUUGAAAAUUAUAGGCCACCGAAACCCCGACAAUAAUUUAGAAUCACUCUGUAUUUGUAUCAUUUGAUGAUAUAUGCCCACUAUUAUUCAGUUACCAAAUUAUCCUCGCAACCCUAACUUUAAUGUCUGUAUCUCCGGAAAAUGAAUGCGAUGUAAUGUGAUUCCAUAAUUCCACAAAAUUAAUAAAUAAAAAUUACAGUAGUACAACGGAAUAAUCCAAAAAGCGAACAUGGAUGAAGUUUAUAUUUCAGACGAAUGAAAUAACUGGUUUGUUCACGAAUAUCGGAACGGGGAAUUCCAUAAAGUACCCAUUUAUUUUGUGGUGAUUACGACGUUUGAUACUAUGAAAACAAUAAGCUAUCAGAAGUCCGCAUAAUAACACUACAUUCCAAUAUCUUCAUCUGUAAUCAACUGCAAACCCAUUGUGAUUUCAUUAGCCCUUAUCCAUUCUUUGUGUGUCUUGACAAGUCUAGCGCGAGCGGAAGAAUAUAGCACUGUUGUCACACUCUUAAUUGAGUCUCAGACGGCACUAUAUGCUGUCGAAAGCUCAAACGGUCAGAGUACAGCUAUGGAUAUCGUGGUAGAACAUACAAGUAAAACAUACAACUCAUGAAGCAGCUGGGAAACACGUGACUGUCAGCCAAUGCUGUUUCGAAGCGGAUGACGCUGAUAGAUGAGAAAUUAUCAAAUCCCGACCGGACUGUAGUUCUCACAUAUCGUGUAGUGUUUGUUAUUAUUCCGAAUAUACGUUCGUGGCUCAAUAUGAUAUAACAGACCUGUUGGUACUUAGCUCUUUCCAUUUGUGUGACAGAUAUAUCGUGUUUAGAAGUACAGCUUCUUGUCUGGAUGUGUUCGAUAUUUGAAAAUAUCAGCGAAAUAAGCGUCUUCUGCCAUUUCUAAAAAGUUAACAGUUAACUGGACAAUUAAAAUUACAGCAGAAUAUAUAAAAAAUCACCUACGAAAUCCGUGUAUACUAACAGGAGAAACUUUAUUUGAUCCUAAGAUCUGUCAUGGAAGUGGUUAACAGGGCCUCACGGAUCAUAAAGUUACAACAAUAAUUUUCUCAUGUACCUUCUUUUGUUAGGUGAUUUCUUCUUGAAAGUGUGUGGACUCUCGAACGAUUUUCCUGUCAAGUCCGGUUGACCCCCAAUACGUCAUUCACGGCUGUUCUGGGUAGAAAACAACUCUCAGUAGCUGCCGAGUUACUGACAUGUAUGAGAAUGUUGUACAAAGUAGUUGUGUCUAGUCAUGACAUGAUUCGGAAUAAUCAUGUACAGAGUCUACUUUUAUUUGGUUAUUUAGCAGCGCUGUAUCAUUUACCGAGGUUAUACGUCAACUUACAAUACUGGAAAACGAGAUUUAACGAAGGAGCUGAAAUAAAUUCAGACAUAAAACAAAUUCCGUAGCUUGAGUCCGCAAGCGAACUAUACCGACCGAGCGACCGCCGCUUGUCGGCGAAAUUAUUGCCAACUUUAGCGGAUAGAGGGUGUCACGUGGUCAGCGCAACGCAGGAAACAUCGCCUAAUGUAUGGCAUAAUAAUACUGACCACAAUAUAAGGUUGCCCCUACGCCUAAGCACCACAUUAGGAAGAGAAAGCUCCAGGCUAUGCAGAGGAGAAUGGCAGAUUUCACGCUCCGUCCACAGUAACCACCGAGUAAAUGUUUUGAUAGACCUCAGAGCCCGUCCGGAUGUGGUCCUGAUGACAAGUACGAGUAUAUGUCCGAUCCUGCAGGCAACGGACCAUGGGAACCUCAGGUCUUCUGGGGUUCUAACUCUCCUUGUAGGGGCUACUCAACUGUUUGUGCCUAUAUCUCGCUCCAAUGCCACAAGAUUAUUCAAUUUUACAUACAGAUAUCUACAAUAAAAUUCAUAUUUUCGUUCCAAAUCUGCAUAACAUGAGAUACUGUAUUAUAUGGUGCCCACAUUUCAAAAUUGUUUGCAACCGCCAUUUUUGUGUCACUGAAUAAAUAUAUUAAUGCGAACGCGACACAGUCCAGUUGUAUGAUAUUCUUUCGAAGUUUCGUUAAAUCGGCCAGCCAACUGAUUAAAGUUAUCAGCAAUUGGCAUAGGUCGACCAGAAUACUUUCCGACAUUUCGUUCACACCGAUUUCCUCCGUCUGACCUCAGUUCCUGCCCAGUGACAUGGUAGUAAGGUCUAGGAAUUGUUAACUGGAUGGAUCUAAAACCUCAAAUCCCUCAAAAUUAAACUUCAAAGAUUAAUUUCUACGUAAAUAGUUCUGUCGAAGCCUCCAGUAAAAUGCAUUUAAAAUAGUACUGUAAAGUACAAAAUGUUUUGCUGUGUGUGAAACGGCUUGUAUGUGUGUGUGUGUGUGUGUGUGUGUGUGUGUGUGUGUGUGUGAGGUUUUCCACAAGGCUGCACAGAGCAAUUUAUGUACAUAAAUAAUUAAUUUAAUUUUCUUAUAAGAGAAAGUGCAGUCUAAGCAAUUAUAAGAACUUCUAAAUUCUUUGUGUCUUUUCUCAAGAAACAGCUUGGAACGCUCUUUACAGGCACCUGCAAUAUCGAAUCGGCGUUUAUUUACUGAGUUUUGUACAUUAUAACUGUUACUCAAAGAUGGCAGAUGUCCACUUUUAUUUAUAAAUAAACAUUACUAAACAGUGA
Molecule: messenger RNA, 5056 nt
Organism: Cryptotermes secundus
Lineage: Eukaryota; Metazoa; Arthropoda; Insecta; Blattodea; Kalotermitidae
Exons: 3
Coding region: 177-830 (217 amino acids)
Source: RefSeq, a predicted model, not a curated record